GCACCCAUUCAGAUACAACCGCCUUUCGCGAGAAAACAUGGCAGCGCAGGUGGCAACCACAAAGGUUCCGGAGGUGAGGGACAUCACUCGCAUUGAGAGAAUUGGCGCUCACUCUCACAUUCGUGGCCUUGGGUUGGAUGAUGCUCUGGAGCCACGACAGGUGUCUCAGGGGAUGGUGGGCCAGCUGGCAUCUCGAAGGGCAGCCGGGCUGAUUCUUGAAAUGAUCAAAGAUGGUCAGAUUGCUGGUCGCGCAGUCCUUAUUGCUGGCCAACCUGGGACGGGCAAGACAGCUAUUGCUAUGGGUAUUGCCCAGUCGCUUGGUCCUGACACACCUUUCACUGCUCUGGCUGGGAGUGAGAUUUUCUCUCUGGAGAUGAGCAAGACUGAGGCUUUGAGCCAAGCCUUCCGCAAAGCCAUAGGAGUCCGAAUAAAAGAGGAGACAGAAAUCAUUGAAGGAGAGGUGGUAGAGAUUCAGAUUGACAGACCUGCUACAGGAACGGGUGCAAAAGUUGGUAAACUCACUCUGAAGACAACAGAGAUGGAAACUAUUUAUGACCUGGGGACCAAGAUGAUCGAGAGCCUCAGUAAAGAGAGAGUACAAGCCGGAGAUGUGAUUACUAUUGAUAAAGCCACAGGGAAGAUUAGCAAGCUGGGACGGUCAUUUACUCGAGCAAGAGAUUACGAUGCCAUGGGAGCUCAGACACAGUUUGUGCAGUGUCCCGAGGGAGAACUUCAGAAGCGGAAGGAGGUUGUUCACACCGUCUCUCUUCACGAAAUUGACGUCAUCAACAGCCGUACUCAGGGAUUCUUGGCCUUGUUUUCAGGAGACACAGGAGAGAUUAAGUCAGAGGUUCGGGAGCAGAUCAAUGCUAAAGUGUCAGAAUGGAGAGAGGAAGGCAAAGCUGAAAUUAUACCUGGGGUUCUCUUCAUAGAUGAGGUCCACAUGCUGGACAUAGAAUGCUUUUCAUUCCUGAACCGAGCCCUAGAGAGUGAUCUUUCACCUGUACUCAUCAUGGCUACCAACAGAGGCAUCACUCGAAUUAGAGGCACCAACUACCAGAGUCCUCAUGGUAUUCCCAUAGACAUGCUGGACCGUCUGCUGAUCAUCGCUACUACUCCUUACACAGAGAAAGAGACCCGACAGAUCCUAAAGAUUCGUUGUGAAGAGGAAGAUGUUGAGCUCAGUGAAGAGGCACAUACAGUUUUAACACGUAUCGGACAGGAGACUUCACUCCGUUACGCCAUCCAGCUCAUCAGUACUGCAGGCCUGGUGUGCCGUAAACGCAGGGGCACAGAAGUCCAAGUGGAGGACAUUAAAAGGGUCUAUUCUCUCUUCCUGGAUGAGGCCAGAUCCUCACAGUACAUGAAAGAGUACCAGGACUCCUUCCUCUUCAAUGAAACACAAACCUCUCAGAUGGACACCUCAUAACGAGUGGAGCUGUGAAGAAGCAUGUCCAGUUAUUGCUCCUGUGAAGGCCUUUCUCUUAUGACCGCUCCCAUUGCUGAGCCACCUUUCAAGUGUUCAGGCAAUUGAGUGUUAAUGCACUCAAAUCCUCCUCUUCAAGUCUUUUUUUUUUUUUGCUAUUGGUAUUGCUAGAUUUUAUAUGUUUUGCAAUGUAUAAAAAUAAUUUCUUCUUGUUUGGCUGUAUAACAUGGCAACUUAAAGGAUGAAAUAAAAAAGCUAUUUGACCAUGAA
This is a messenger RNA of Danio aesculapii, 1696 nucleotides long. It is a transcript of the gene ruvbl2, whose product is annotated as RuvB-like AAA ATPase 2. The record is from RefSeq and is a predicted model, not a curated record. Lineage: Eukaryota; Metazoa; Chordata; Actinopteri; Cypriniformes; Danionidae. Gene Ontology annotation, biological process: box C/D snoRNP assembly; chromatin remodeling; regulation of transcription by RNA polymerase II. Bases 38 to 1429 code for a protein of 463 amino acids. Gene Ontology annotation, molecular function: DNA helicase activity; ATP binding; ATP hydrolysis activity. Gene Ontology annotation, cellular component: R2TP complex; NuA4 histone acetyltransferase complex; Swr1 complex. The transcript has 15 exons.